Acanthosepion pharaonis is the source of this 1185-nucleotide messenger RNA. NCBI's taxonomy places the organism in Eukaryota, Metazoa, Mollusca, Cephalopoda, Sepiida, Sepiidae. The record is from the annotation of a GenBank genome assembly.
AUGUUUCUGCCGCACUCUCUCUCUCUCUCUCUCUCUCUCUCUCUCUCUGCAUGGUCUCCUUACACCCACCAAUCUAUUCUUUCAAUUACGUCGCUUUUUUUAUUCUUCGUUUAUUCGAUCGAGUCUUUUCUUUCUUUUUCUUUCUUUCUUUCUUUCUUUCUUUCUUUCUUUCAUUUUUUACAGAUUUUUCUGCUUUUAUUUUACUUCUUUUCUCUUUGCCUCGUUUGCACUUCAUUGAUUGUAGUCAUUCACCUAAAACGUAAUUUCUAUUCAACUUUUCUUCUUUCUUUAUUUCUUUCGUUUCCUUUUUCCUCUUUGUAUUUUAAUUUUUUCUUUCCGUUUUUUUUUUCUUUUAUUUUUGUCGUUUUUUAUCCCGACAGUCAUCCUUUCCAUUGUUACUUUUUAUCUUUUUUUCCUCCUUAUCUUCUUUCGUCGUUUUCUCUUCUUUUUCAUCUUAUUUAUCUUCAUUUAUUAAUUUAUUGCACGUCCUUCAUUAUUUCACACUUUCUUUUCUUCUUUGCAUUUCAUUUCAUUUCUUUUUUUUUCUUUUAUUCUUUGUAUCUUAAACACUUUAUAUUUUUCUUUUCUUUAUUUUCCUUUGUUUGUUGUUUUGUUCUUUUGUUAAUCUAUUUUUUAUUCUUAUCUUUUUUUUUCUUUUUCCUCUUUUUCGUCGUUUACUUUCAUUUCUUUCUCUUCUUUUUCUGCCUUUCGUUUAUUCUUCUGUUUUCUUUCUUUCUUUCUUCAUUUCAUUUCUAUCUUUAUUUUGUUUCUUCUUCAUUCUGUUUCUUUCUUCAUUUUUCUUUUUCCUUUUUAACUUUUCCUUCUUUUCCUUUUUUUUUUAACACCCUUUCUUCUGUAUCUAUCUCUCUUAAUUUUCAUAUCUAUCUAUCUAUCGUAAGCUUCACAUCUAUCGAUCUAUCUAUAUGUUCAUAUAAAUAUAUCUAUGUCUAUACACACACAAAUCUCUCUCUCUCUCUCUCUCUCUCUCUCUCUCUCUCUCCAAUGUGUAUAUUCGCAGAAAAAAAGGCUAAAGGAUUUCAAUCGAAAUCCUAUCUAUCUAUCUAUCUAUCUAUCUAUCUAUCUAUCUAUCUAUCGCAAUCUGUACAUAUCUAUCUCAAUCUCGCGGAAAAACGUGCAAUCAAUUUUACACUUUCUCUCGUGUCUAUCAUAUUUUCCUUGGUCUAG